This is a messenger RNA of Artibeus jamaicensis (Jamaican fruit-eating bat), 639 nucleotides long. It is a transcript of the gene AMTN, whose product is annotated as amelotin. The transcript is spliced from 8 exons. Bases 1 to 639 code for a protein of 212 amino acids. The record is from RefSeq and is a predicted model, not a curated record. Gene Ontology annotation, biological process: odontogenesis of dentin-containing tooth; positive regulation of enamel mineralization. Lineage: Eukaryota; Metazoa; Chordata; Mammalia; Chiroptera; Phyllostomidae. Gene Ontology annotation, cellular component: basement membrane; cell-cell junction.
AUGAAGACUAUGAUUUUAUUGUUUUUUCUUCUGGGAUCAACUCAGGCAUUACCAAUGCAGCUCGCCCCUGCUUUGGGACUUCCCCCAGCUCAGCUGGUUCCAGAUCAGACAACCCUACUGAACCAACAGCAACCAAAUCAGGUCUUCCAUCCUUUAAGUCUAAUACCAUUGACACAGAUGCUCACACUGGGGUCAGAUCUGCAGCUGCUAAAUCCCCCCGCAGGGGUGGCACCUGCUGCCCAGACCCUCCCACUGGCCCUGGGGGCGUUAAACGUCCAGCAGCAGCUGCAGCCACAAAUGUUACCACUUAUUGUAGCGCAACUUGGAGCCCAGGGAACCAUCCUAAGCUCAGAGGAAUUGCCACUAGGCUCGCACGUCUUCACAGGCUUCAUCUUCCAGCCCUUGCUCCCCGGAGCUAUCCUACCCAGCAGCCAGGCUAAUCCGGAUGUCCAGAACAGAAUCCUCCCUGCAGGACAAGCAGGAACAAAUCCCUCCAUCCAGGGAACCAAUAGCCCCUUCCUGACCCCUGGUGGCACAGACACUGAUGACGACUUUGAAGUGACCACCCCUGCAGGCAUCCAGAAGGGGGUGCAUGUUCCUGAGGGAACCACCACAGGGUCCCCAAAUGGAAUUCAGUAA